This is a messenger RNA of Myzus persicae (green peach aphid), 363 nucleotides long. RefSeq lists its product as uncharacterized. Lineage: Eukaryota; Metazoa; Arthropoda; Insecta; Hemiptera; Aphididae. The record is from RefSeq and is a predicted model, not a curated record. Gene Ontology annotation, molecular function: protein dimerization activity.
AUGACAAAUAGUGCGAAAAUUCACGACAUUGAUGCAAUACAUGCAGAAAUUUAAACUUUAAAUCAAUGUGAUGGAGAAAAUUUUAAUAACAUUUUUGAAAAAUCUGAGACAUUAAAAUCAAUUCUUCCGUGGGCUAAUCGAAUUUGUCAUUUAGCAUCGUCAAAUCCGGUUACUACUGCAUCUGACGAAAGAAUAUUUAGUAAAUUAAAAUUAAUAAAAAAUUACCUAAGGUCGAAAUCGGCUGAUCAACAAUUAAAUGAGCUGAUGAUGUUGAGUUGUGAAAAAGACAUAAUAGAUACUUUAGAUAUCGAUAAUCCUGUACACAAAUGGGCAAUGCUGAAGCAACGCAAGGUUCAAUUGUGA